UAAUAUUUCUGAGGAUAAAACAAAGAACAGUAUUAGUAUUGAGUAUGAUAAUGAAAACAUUAAAUACGAAACUAAUUUUUUAGCUACAAAUUUUCCUAUUCAAAUUGAAUCAGAUCCAAAUGAUACAUUAUGUUUAUUACUUACUGUUUAA
Messenger RNA from Racocetra fulgida, 151 nucleotides. The record is from the annotation of a GenBank genome assembly. NCBI's taxonomy places the organism in Eukaryota, Fungi, Glomeromycota, Glomeromycetes, Diversisporales, Gigasporaceae.